This is a messenger RNA of Nymphalis io (European peacock), 516 nucleotides long. RefSeq lists its product as uncharacterized. The transcript is spliced from 5 exons. NCBI's taxonomy places the organism in Eukaryota, Metazoa, Arthropoda, Insecta, Lepidoptera, Nymphalidae. The record is from RefSeq and is a predicted model, not a curated record. Bases 1 to 516 code for a protein of 171 amino acids.
AUGUGUGACAUAUUUCCAGAUGUGGAAAAUUGUUGUUUGAUAAUAUCUUUACGAAUUGGAAUGCUGUUGAUAUCGGUUUUGGCAAUUAUGACAGGUGUGGUUGGAUUAAGCGCUGUUGAACAAAGGUCACACAUAAAUUAUCAACAGAUUGAAGAUGCUUCUCAUAUAACGAAACCUGAAGAAGCAAUGGCCAAACUCGGUGUGCUCGUCUCCACAGGGAUCAGCGUGAUGUCAUAUCUGUUCAUGAUUAGUGGUCUCUGCUUAUUGUUCGGUACUUUGACGGACGAAGAGGGAGUCGUCCAAAUAUUCGUCUGGGUGAUGUUUUUUAAUGUCAUCCUGGGUUUCAUUAUGGUGGUGGCCACGGCGUUCGAGUGCCUCGUGAAGAAUAGCUGCUUAUUGAGCGGACUAGAUUGGCUGUCCGCUUCCGCGUUACUGGUUUUAAUCGUUUGCUAUUUAUUCUUGUGGAUAUAUUUUAUCUGCGUCGCCAAUAGUUACAUCAUGGGAAUUUAUACUUAA